AUGAGGGAGUACAAAGUCGUGGUCCUGGGAUCUGGGGGAGUCGGGAAAUCCGCGCUCACCGUCCAGUUUGUGACCGGUUCUUUCAUCGAAAAGUACGACCCCACGAUAGAGGAUUUUUACAGGAAAGAGAUCGAGGUGGACUCUUCUCCCUCCGUGCUGGAGAUCCUAGAUACGGCAGGGACAGAGCAGUUCGCCUCUAUGCGGGACUUGUACAUCAAAAACGGCCAGGGCUUCAUCUUAGUUUACAGCCUGGUUAAUCAACAGAGCUUCCAGGACAUCAAACCCAUGCGGGAUCAGAUUAUACGCGUGAAAAGAUACGAGAGAGUGCCCAUGAUCCUGGUUGGAAACAAAGUGGACUUGGAGGGGGAGAGGGAGGUGUCGUCCGGUGAGGGGAAGGCACUGGCGGACGAGUGGAAUUGCCCCUUCAUUGAAACUUCAGCCAAAAACAAGACCUCCGUAGAUGAACUGUUUGCUGAAAUUAGGGCGAGCAACCACAAAAUCUUGAUUAUAAGUGCAAUGUGUCUUGCACCAAGUGUGUACUGUUGA
Knipowitschia caucasica is the source of this 546-nucleotide messenger RNA. The record is from the annotation of a GenBank genome assembly. NCBI's taxonomy places the organism in Eukaryota, Metazoa, Chordata, Actinopteri, Gobiiformes, Gobiidae.